GAGAAAUGCAGACGGUCGGGCCCCUCCCGGAGCCACCGAGUCGGAACGCGCACGCCCGCUAGAAGCCCAGGUGUUCCCAGGCGCUCUGACGUCGGAGGCUCGGCUCUCGCCCGGGUUCUCAGCAGACGCUCCCUGCGCAGCUAAGCAGUUUACCAUCGGAGAAGGUGCUGCCAGCUCAGAGUCCGCCCGGCGCCCCACGGCCCGCGAAGCCCCCGCCCCUGCACUCCUGCAUUGUGAUGCAGGAAGAACGGGCCGCCGCAGGGCCCGGGUUGCAGCGACCGGCGCACCUGGAUGCGCCUCUCCCUUCUGGGCCUCGGCGUGCACCGCAGGCCGGGGAGGGAGCGUGCUGACGCCGCUAACUCUCAAAACCCUUUAGGGUAGUUCACCUCCCACGCAGAGAGGACCUCGGGAUUCGGACUGGGUCCAAGCUCCGGCACCAAGAACUCUAUGCCAACAAAGACUAGCGGCGUGCGAGGGGUGGAGCCUGGGCGGCAAAUACCGCGAGAAGUGGUCUCCCGGAGCGGCUCUGACAGGCGCGCCGCCGCUCUCGCCCCCGGAGGCGGUCUCCGCAGCAGGAGGCGGGGCCGAGCCUCUGUUGCAGAGAUCGCGAGAUUUGGCCGCGUCACCGCAAGCCUUCCUGUCAGGGGCCGGAAGCGCUCUUCGCGGAGCGUCUCCUGCACCUGGUCGGCUGAGCUGCUGCGCCCGUGGGCCCGGUUCCCGGUGCCGCCCCUCGGCUGCCGCUGGGCCGCGCCUGUCCUGGGCCGCAGUGAUGGAGGACCUCAAGGAGGCCGGCGCCGAGGCUCCGCCGGCGGGGACCGGUGCUCGAGGCGGGCUGAGCCUCCUGUCCCAGGGAGAUUCCGAGGAACCUUGCGCGCAGGGAUCAGCUUUAUUUCUUGGAGGCAAUGAAGUGAAGAGCCGAGCUGUGGUGAAAUAUUCUUCCGCCCCUCCUCGAACAGCAUUUGCACGCCUGGAAGAGAAGACAGACUUGAAACUCCCACCUGCCAACUGGUUACGAGAGAGUGCCAAACUAGGGCCAGCAGGAACUACCAUUCUUGGCAAUAGUAAGAAAAGCAAGCCGUUUUCAAGUUUUGGCAUGGCAUAUGACUUUAUUGAUUCUGUGGGAAAUGAUGUGGAUGUUGUCUCUGAUUCUGAAAACAUAAAAAAGCUGCUGAAGAUUCCCUACAGCAAGUCCCACGUAAGCAUGGCGGUGCACCGCAUAGGAAGGACACUCUUAUUAGAUGAGCUGGAUAUUCAGGAACUCUUUAUGAGAUCAUCUCAGACUGGUGAUUGGACAUGGUUGAAAGAGUUUUAUCAAAGACUGAUAGAUCAAAAGUGGCAGAGGAAGAAAAAGAGCAAGGAACACUGGUACCAGAAGGCUAUUCUUUCCAAGUUUUUAUAUUAUAGUAUCAAUGGUGAUGGAGCAGCUCAGCCUGUCCCUUCAGCUGCAGAACAACAGGAAUCAUCAAGUUCUGAUCAGACACAUGACUCAGAAGGGGCUUCAUGGCCUGCUCCCUUUGAAAUGCCUUCUUCAGUUUCUGAAGACCCCAGUGCUUCCAGUCAGGGAAGUGAGCCUCUUGAGCCCUCAUACAUAGUGGGGCAUGUGGCCUCAGCACCCAAAGAACAAAACCUGACUACUUUAUUCAAUGACGGGGAGAACAGUCAGGGUCUUAAAAAUGAUUUUGUUCGGAAUAUCCUGUGGACAUUUGAAGACAUCCACAUGUUGGUGGGAUCCAACAUGCCCAUCUUUGGUGGAGGCAGGUAUCCAGCGGUCAGCUUACGUCUCAGGGAUAACAACAAACCAAUCAAUGUGCUAACUGGAAUUGACUAUUGGUUGGACAACUUGAUAUGCAAUGUACCAGAGCUUGUGAUGUGUUUUCAUGUAAAUGGAAUUGUACAGGUAAGAUACACUGACUUUUUAAAUAAUCUCUCAAAAGACGAGUCUCUAACUCAAGGGAAGAGAAGUGUCUACAAGGAAAACAUCUCAAGUGAUGCUCUUCCUUUGAGCCAUUCACUCUGUGAUCUAAACAUCUCUUUCAGGGUUGCUUGUAACAUGAUGAUGAAGAAGAAUCAAAAUAAAAAACACUAUGGGACUAUUAGAACAUUACUUCUUAAUUGUGUGAAAUUGCUGGACAAAAGCAGACAUCCUCAAAUUAUUGCUUCAGCCAAUUACAUGCUUUCAGAACUUUUUCAAUUGGAUGAACCUAAAAAGGAAGAAAAUUCUGAAUCUCCUUUACAUGAGAAUUCGGAUGAAAGUUACAGUGAAGAGGAGGAGGAGAUGCCUGACAGUGAUGAAAAUGGAUCCUAUAGCACCAGCUCUGACCCGUCAGACGACAACAAAGCAGUAGCUAUCAUUAAGUCUGUUGGGGAAUUGUCAGUACCAGAAAAAUACAAGUCCAUCCACCAAAUCAGGCCCAGUUGUGCAUUUCCAGUUUGCCAUGAUACAGAAGAGCGCUGCAGACUAGUACUUAGCUAUGUUCUGGAGGGUUUAAAAUCUGUAGAUAACAGCAUCAAAAAAGAAAGUGACCUUCCAGCCGCUGACCCCAGCACCCCAAUCCCCUUAAAAUAUGAAGAUGAAUCUGCAAGGGGGGGUCCUGAGGGGCUAGAGAAGCAGAUGGCCUUGUUUUUGGACAAAAUGGGCUCCCUUCAGAAGGGUAAUUAUUCCAGUCAAUCUGGAAUGAUCCCUGGUUCUUGGCAACAUAAAAUGAAACUCCAGCUGAUUCUCAAGUCAUCAAAGGCCUAUUAUGUCUUGUCUGAUGCUGCCAUGAGUCUUCAGAAAUAUGGGAGAGCACUGCGAUACAUUAAGCUGGCCUUGCAGAGCCAUGAUACUUACUGCUGCCUGUGUACCAAUAUGCUCUCUGAAGUGUUGCUGUUUCUUUCUCAAUAUCUGACCCUCUGUGGUGACAUCCAGCUCAUGCUGGCCCAGAAUGCAAGUAACAGAGCAGCACACCUGGAAGAGUUUCACUACCAAACCAAAGAAGACCAAGAGAUCCUACACAGCCUCCACAGGGAGUCUAGUUGCCAGGGAUUUGCAUGGGCAACUGAUUUGUCUACAGACUUAGAAAGUCAACUUUCAGUUAGUUGUAAAUGCUAUGAGGCUGCUAAUGAAAUCUUGCAGUUUAGUGACUUAAAAAGCCAAAAUCCAGAACACUAUGUACAAGUAUUGAAGAGAAUGGGCAACAUUAGAAAUGAAAUUGGUGUGUUUUACAUGAAUCAGGCUGCUGCAUUACAGACUGAGAGAAUGGUGAGCAAAUCUGUGUCUGCUGCAGAGCAACAGUUGUGGAAAAAAAGCUUUUCUUGUUUUGAAAAGGGGAUUCACAACUUCGAGUCCAUUGAGGAUGCUACGAAUGCGGCUCUGUUGUUAUGUAACACAGGAAGACUGAUGCGCAUCUGCGCUCAGGCACACUGUAGCGCAGGGGACGAGUUCAGACGGGAGUUCUCCCCAGAAGAGGGCUUGUACUAUAACAAGGCUGUUGAUUACUAUUUGAAAGCUCUGAGGUCGUUAGGAACGAGAGACAUACACCCAGCCGUCUGGGACUCGGUGAACUGGGAAUUGUCCACUACUUAUUUUACCAUGGCAACUCUACAACAGGAUUAUGCUCCGUUAUCCAGAAAGGCUCAGGAGCAGAUUGAAAAAGAAGUCAGUGAGGCUAUGAUGAAGUCCCUGAAGUACUGUGACGUUGAUUUGGUGUCUGCCCGACAGCCUCUCUGUCAGUAUCGAGCAGCAACCAUCCAUCACAGGCUGGCUUCCAUGUACCACAGUUGUCUACGGAAUCAGGUUGGUGACGAACAUCUUAGGAAGCAGCACCGGGUGCUGGCAGAUCUUCAUUACAGCAAAGCUGUAAAGCUCUUUCAGCUCCUCAAAGACGCUCCAUGUGAACUACUUAGAGUGCAGUUAGAAAGAGUGGCAUUUGCAGAAUUUCAGAUGACCAGUCAGAAUAGCAACGUUGGAAAGUUAAAAACACUCUCUGGGGCUCUGGAUAUCAUGGUGAGGACUGAGCAUGCAUUCCAGCUCAUCCGGAAGGAGCUUGUAGAGGAAUUUGACCAGCCUAAGGGUGGUGAGACCAGUCCAGCUGCUGAUUCUUCUCCUAGUCUUAACAGAGAAGAAGUGAUCAAACUCCUCAGUAUAUUUGAAUCUCGAUUGUCCUUCCUCCUCCUCCAGUCCAUCAAACUGCUGUCUUCAACUAAAAAGAAAACAAGCAAUAACAUUGAAGAAGAUGGACUUCUCAAAUCCAACAAGCAAAUUUACUCCCAGCUUUUGAGAGCUACUGCAAACAAAAGUGCAAGUCUUUUGGAAAGAAUUGAUGUCAUCAUCCAUUUGCUGGGGCAGCUUGCUCAUGGGGGCAGCGGAAUAAGCAGCGGCGCCGUUCAGUGACCUCGCGCAGAGCUGCGUCUGCAGACACGCUGACAGUGCCUUCUGACCACAGGAGUGGCUUUGUCCAUUCGGUGCUGAGUUUCAUUAAAUGUGAGGAAAUACCCAUUUGAAACAGGCAUGCACUUAUUUCUCAUGACAGAGAGACAAUGGCGGAGUUCUUUGGCUUCUUCGUUUGAAGUGCUAAAGCCAGAACUGAACUGAAAGCUUCAGCUUUUAUUUCUAUGAGACGUACAUGGUACCUCAAUAUUAAUAGACUUUCUGUUAUGCAAUUAUACUUUCAGAUAUUUUUGAAGUAUCUUGGAUAACAAAGGUUUAAGAUAUUAUUUUGGAUAAAAUGUUGCUUCCACCAAGAGAACCUUUUAUCCAAAUGAUAUUACAGGUUCAAAUGGGUUAAAGAAACUUCCUAUAAAUCUACAAUAUUUCCUUCCAAAUUGCACAAGAACGUCCCCUUUGUGAAUUUUAGUGCAGGAGUUUUGAAGACUAGCCAUUGUGCACUAUUCUAUAUUUAAUGCAUGUUUUGAAGGGAUUCACUUUUCUUCAACUUUAUAUGACAGUUGAUCAGGAAUAGUAUUAUUUCCCCUCCCCUCCUUUUUCAUUUAAACUUGAAACUGUGAAUAAGGUAAAAAACAAAACAAAACUAUUUUGAAUAAACUAUUUAUUUAAAAUA
Molecule: messenger RNA, 5039 nt
Organism: Ictidomys tridecemlineatus (thirteen-lined ground squirrel)
Lineage: Eukaryota; Metazoa; Chordata; Mammalia; Rodentia; Sciuridae
Source: RefSeq, a predicted model, not a curated record